Molecule: messenger RNA, 1510 nt
Organism: Neurospora tetrasperma FGSC 2508
Lineage: Eukaryota; Fungi; Ascomycota; Sordariomycetes; Sordariales; Sordariaceae
Exons: 2
Coding region: 119-1183 (354 amino acids)
Source: RefSeq, a predicted model, not a curated record
UGCCACAAACGCGAUAGUACUUACCAGACUUGCGCGUUAGCCCAGCUUUCCUGUCGCUGGAAGACUAUCACCAAAGCGCAAGUGCUGCGGUUAGGAUCAACAUUGGAACCCAGCAACAAUGGGCUGGUUUGAUGGGUGGUUCGGAAGCAGCUCCAGCAGCGACGAGUCAGAUCCCCUGGGGAAGCUCGAUCCCAAGCUCCGCGAGUUCCUUGCCCGGGAGUCCCCCGUCAAGUACACGACUCAGCAAGAACAGGAACAGCAACAGCAACAGUCACAAGCUAAACAGCAUCUCGCCAGCGCUCCAGCGGCGCCUGUACCGACAGCGAAAGUACCAGCGACCGAACAACCACAACAGGAACAACAACAACAACAACAACCAGCUGUACCACGCGCCUCCCUCUACCAAGAUGGCCGCUACGCGCACCUAUGGAAAACCUACCGGCCGCAGUACGAGAUUGAGGCCGAGACCAAGACGGACCACGAGAAGCUAAUGGACGUGCUGGAAGGGUUCAAGGAGCGCAAGGCGAUGAUCGGCAAAGCGGCGCUGGAGAACUGCGCCGAGGAACAGCUGGACUGGAACAACUGUAUGAAGCACGGCAGCUGGGCGGAUCGCGCGACCAUGUGCCGGGAUACGGUGAGGAAGUUUGAGAGGUGCUAUAAUAUGCAAUCGAAACUACUAAAAGCCCUAGGCUACCUCCAAACCUACGGCCGCUCGCCCGAAGUGGACGAGGACAUCCAAAUGCACGCCGACGCUUUGUACCAUCGGAUGCUCGACCAAGAAGCGGAGAUCGAGAAGUGCAAAGCUGAGGGCCGGCCAAUUCCUGCGUUCCCCUCGCUGUUCGAAAACAGCACCUACAAAGUCCCCGUCUACCCGACUAAAACAUCGGCUGCCCCUCAGUCCACAUCAGCAGCUGGUGCAGGUACAGAGCCAGGGAAGGACCCCUACGAACCAAGCCAGGCCAUCGUGGAAUCCUGGCAGGAGCAAUUGGCCAAACUUCCGGAGCCGGAGCGCGCUGCGGAAGAGGAGGCGCUCAGAGCUGAGCACAGGGCCAAGGCGAUUAUGGCGAAGAAUCUCCAGGAGUUGUGGAACGAGCAAUCCAAGGAGAGAGAGCAACGCAGAAUGGAGGGUAAGGAGACGAUUGGAGAUAAGAUCAAGCGGGUUCUUGGAACACCGAACUAUUGAAAUGAGUGUUUGACAAUCCCGUCAGGUUGAAGGGGGAUGUAUUACAAGCAACAGAUUCCGGACAUAACAGUACGACUUAGCCACCUAGAUGUGGAUAUAUUUCAGAUUCACAAAAUAACAUGGUCAAAUUCAUGAAGAGUGUUGCUGCGGAUACUUGGGCCAGCUAAGGCAUCGGUCAGUGUCAUAGUCCAACAGAAGGUACUUGGACAUUGACAUAAAGAUAUAUCAACACCAAGUUCGAAUCGUUGCACAACUGGCAUCCCGAGCAAGACGCUUUUGUCCAGUGGUGUCGAGAUGCUAUUGAAUUGAUGUACCCAAUUACCUGCC